AUGGCGAUGCAGGAGGCCUCAACAGCAUGGCAGGCUCUGAUGCAUGCCGGUGAAGCAUUGGAGCGUAUGAAGAAUGCUAUGUUUGUCGCACAAGAGUUGAGGCAAUCCUACGCUGAUCUCUGGGAAACCAAUGCAAGCAGUUCGUCUACAUGGCUGUCCUCCAUCGAAGACGCACGCACACAGCUAGCAGUAGCGCGUGAGCGUGGAGAAGAGGCGAUCCAGGUAGCCCCUCUCUUUGCUGAAUCGACACGUCUCUCCGACACACGCGCUUCUCUGCACAGGCAGUAUAUCCGCAUCCACGCUGACACGCUAGCCUUGGAACUUCAGCUGGAAAGUGACCGCAUGCGACUCAUCCUCUACGAUACAUGCGUUGAGUGUGAAAAGGCCGUGAACGACGCUCACGACGCUUACGUACAAGCGCAAGACGAUCCUUCCACGAAGGAUGCAUGGACCUCUGCGCAGCAGCGGGCUAUGCGACUCCUCACGACCCUGCAGCAGGCACCCUUAUCGUCGACGCACGGCGCCGCACGCGAGCGGAUUGCCCGUGUGCAGGAGGCGUGGUACGCGUUCCAGCCACGCACAUAUACAGAAACCAACAUGGAGGCGCUCACACAGGCUAUUCAGCAGGACUUGUCGCUACAUUCCCCUCCGCACACCAAGCGCCAAGGAGGCGAUACGCCAGACGCACGUAAGCGCCGCAUUUCCUACGGCACACCAAGCCGACUCCCACGCACGCCGUCUAGGCCAUGGGCACGCACACCCAGUCACUCGGCACGUCGUCCUAGCACCACAGGGCACAUUCGCACAGAACGUAGCGUAAGUGUCGCAGCGCCUGUAUCUACGCCGCGAUGGACAGGGACGAUGGCGCCACGAGACGAGGUGGAUUCGCCUUCCGUGCAUGUGCAAGCACGGCCCAAGUCGGCUAUGGAUACGCAUCAGUCCUCACAGCCUCGGCGCGUUUCUCGUCACGACUCUAUGCUACCGCGCUUGGCGCGCAGUGGCGUCCCAGCUGUCCCUCCGAUCCCUGCUGAGCUCGCUACUUCCUCGCCAGCCACGCCGCAUUUGCACCGCUCCUCCAGUCGUGUAUACACGCCCAAUCGCAUGCCGGCGAUACGCACAGGGACGCCCAGCCGACCUAACCUAACGACGCCCUCGCGCAUGCGAUAUGAAGCGCGCGAUGCGUUGGAUCUGGGGGUGCGGCGUAUCUGUGAGGCUCGCGGCGUGCGUGUCGACCGACUUGAUACCUUGUCGACCGACUCGGGCGAUUUAUGCCAUCGGUACCACAUGUUUUCCAAGACAGUGGUGUGCCGAUUGCUUCGUAUGCAUUGCCCAGCGAACCCCCGCGAUGUGGAACUACGUAAUAUACAUGUACGUGUAGGAGGCGGCUGGCUCGAUCUCGACGCAUGGAUCGCAUCGCGUCUGCCACCUACCUAG
Malassezia pachydermatis is the source of this 1434-nucleotide messenger RNA. RefSeq lists its product as hypothetical. The record is from RefSeq and is a predicted model, not a curated record. The transcript has 2 exons. Lineage: Eukaryota; Fungi; Basidiomycota; Malasseziomycetes; Malasseziales; Malasseziaceae. Bases 1 to 1434 code for a protein of 477 amino acids.